UGCGACGUUUGACAUCACUGCCAGUUUGGCGUCUACGAGGAUUACUGCAUUCCUUUUUUUCGACUUUGAAAGCGAAUUAUCAACGAUUUUAUACUCAAAGCCAUGUUGCCGAAGACUAAGAAAAUGGUCGUCAAGAUCCCGCGUCAUCCCUACUUCAAUGUGCAAGGCGAACGGAGCGUGGAGCGCGAGGUGGAGUACCAGGUACGAAAGUGUCGCGUGAACCUGGAGCGCAUCAAGUCGUCCACCACUCCGAGUUCUCGUCCAUUCCCGCUGAAACCAAAGCCCAAGAGAUGCAUUGUACGUGUGGCCCGACUUCCGGACGUAGAGCGCAGCGAGAUUUCCGUGACCCCGGCCAGUUCCAUCAUGAAUUCCGACAUUGACGAGGGUAGUUCCAGCGAACAGGAGUCUAAUCUGACAAUCUAGUGUUCACAUAUUAUAAGAUCAAACAACGCAUCCUGCUGACAAACUUCAAAUCACACUGGGAGUCAUUCAAAGUACACAGAAGAGUACCAUGUCCAAUAUACAACAAAUAGAUAUGCGGCUACUCAUUCCCUGAAUAUUUUUAUAAGAUCUUCAUCUAAGACUGUAUGCAAAUGAAAUUCGAUUCAUUAAUACAAACUCGUGCGCCUAACAUGCA
Molecule: messenger RNA, 637 nt
Organism: Drosophila santomea
Lineage: Eukaryota; Metazoa; Arthropoda; Insecta; Diptera; Drosophilidae
Gene: HP4
Exons: 2
Coding region: 103-423 (106 amino acids)
Source: RefSeq, a predicted model, not a curated record